AUAGCUCUAUGAGGUUUCAAUUUCCCAGAUCUUCAUCCCAUUUUCUUCACCUUUUCCCACCCCCCUUCUUCUACAAAUCUUGAAACACCACCAUUUUUGUAACUCAAAUUUAGAAACACCAUUUUUGAACUAAAUUCGUGAAUCUUGAAACACACCACCAUUCUUCAAAAAACUUACAAAAUCUCAAAAUCCAAACACAAUGUCAACAAAAUCAUUGAAAUCCAGGAAACCCCCAUCAAAUUUAUCCCCGCAAUCUUCAACAAAGCCAUCAUCUUUACCAUCACAUAUUGCCAUGAUUGAGUUAAAACACAGAAUCUUGACUUCACUUUCCAAGCUUUCAGACAGAGACACACACCAAAUCGCCAUUGAAGAUCUUGAAAAAAUCAUCCAAACACUAACCCCAGAUGGAAUCACAUUGACCCUUAACUCCCUUUAUGACGGCGCCGCCUCAGAUUCCAACAAACCCGCCGUCAAGAAAGAGUCUUUAAGGCUUUUAUGUUACUUAUGUGCUGCCCAUACUGAAUCUGCGUCGACCCAUUUGACUAAAAUUAUUGCCCAUGUUGUUAAAAGGCUUAAAGAUUCUGAUUCAGGUGUUAGAGACACGUGUGGUGAUGCAAUUGGUCAGCUUUCUCGUUUGUAUUUGAAAGGUGAAAAUGGGCUUGUUGCUGUUACUUUGUUUGUUAGGCCUUUGUUUGAAGGUUUGAAUGAUCAGAAUAAAGUGGUGCAAGCUGGCUCUGCAAUGUGUUUAGCUAAGAUGGUUGAAAUGGCUUCUGACCCGCCUGUUUCGGCUUUUCAAAAACUUUGUGGGAGAAUUUGCAAGUAUCUUAAUAACCCGAAUUUCUUGGCUAAAGCUGCACUUUUGCACGUGGUUUCUAGUCUUUCUCAGGUUGGUGCUAUUUCUCCACAAUUUUUGGAGCCACUGCUUCAAAGCAUACAUGACUGUCUUAGCAAUUCUGAUUGGGCAACUCGAAAGGCAGCUGCUGAUGCAUUGAUUGCCUUGGUUCUGCAUUCUAGCAACUUGAUAACAGGAAAAACAGGCCCAACUAUAACUGCUCUUGAGGCUUGCCGCUUUGAUAAGAUAAAACCGGCAAGAGAAAGUAUAGUUGAAGCUUUGCAACAAUGGCAAGGUCUUGCAGGAGGUUCUGGCGAUCAAAAAGCACCUGUUCAAGUUGGUGAAGAUUCAGUACCAGCCACGUUAGAUGAACAAAAAACAGAGGCCCCGCCAAAGAAUAAUGAACCUGAGGGUAGUAACAUACCUGAGAAGGCUGUUGGAAUCUUGAAAAAGAAAGCACCUGCUUUGUGUGAUAAAGAACUAAACCCCGAGUUCUUUCAAAGACUUGAAAGACGGGUUUCUGGUGAAGUUGAAGUGGUUGUCCCUCGUAGAUUUGUGAAGUCCUCUAAUGAGCAAAAUGGAGAAGAAUCUGGCCACAAUGAUGCAGAUGCCGGGUCACAGUCAAAAGAGAGCUACCAAAGAUUAGACCGAGGAAUCAGUGGUCCUUCUAGAAGGCGAGAAUUUGAAGAUAUGAAUGACCUGAGUCAAAGGGAGGGAUCCAGGAGCAAUAAAGGAAAUUUGUUGGCUAUCCAGCGGCACUUACUGCAACUUGAGAAACAACAGGCUCAUCUCAUGAAUAUGUUGCAGGAUUUCAUGGGUGGAUCUCACGAUGGCAUGUUGACUUUGGAAAACAGAGUGCGGGGUCUGGAGCGAGUAGUUGAAGACAUGGCACGUGAUCUAUCAUUAGCGGGUAAUAGUCGAAGGGGUGGAAAUUAUAUGAUGGGAUUUGAGGAAUCUAGUGGUAGACCAUUAGGAAAGUACAACGGAUUUUCUGACUAUCCUAAUUCAAAAUUAGGGAGGACUGAUGACCCGAUGUCUUACAUGGGUUCAAGUAUGAGGGGUAGAGGAUCUUCUUGGAGAGCAGAUGGUCCCGAAAGCUGGGACUACCAUUCAUAUGGCAGAAACCCGCAAAUGGGUUUAAGGAGGGCUAUGGAUGGCAGGUCACCUAAAUCAGAAAACGAAACUGAACCUGUGAAUAGAAGGGGUUGGGGGGAUAAAGGAUCUGGCCCAGCUAGGUUCGGGGAGGGCCCCUCGGCUAGGAGUGUUUGGCAAGCUUCAAAAGAUGAAGCCACAUUGGAAGCGAUUAGGGUGGCAGGUGAAGACAAUGUGCCUGUACGGACUGCGCGAGUAGCGGUUCCUGAAAUGACUGCAGAAGCAAUGGGAGAUGAGAAUGUGCAGGAUCGGGACCCAGUUUGGACAUCUUGGACUAAUGCCAUGGAUGCACUUCAGAUGGGUGACGCUGAUACAGCUUUUGCUGAAGUCUUGUCUACUGAGGAUGAUUUAUUGCUUGUGAAGCUAAUGGACAGAACAGGCCCGGUAAUUGACCAGCUUUCAAGUGAGGUAGGGACUGAAGUUCUGCAUGCUGUUGCCCAGUUUCUUCCAGACCAGAAUGUGUUUGAUAUCUGCUUGUCGUGGCUUCAACAGUUGCUUGAUAUGAUUGUAGAGAAUGGAACAGAUAAUGUGGGAAUUCCAAUAGAAGUGAAAAAGGAGAUUUUAGUGAAUCUGAAUGAGGCCGCUUCAACUAUUGAGCCUCCUGAGGACUGGGAAGGCAUGGUGCCAGACCAGCUCUUGUUGCAGCUGGCAUCAGCCUGGGAUAUUGAUCUGCAUCAGCUAGAAAAGUGAAGCAAGAUGAAGGCUUAUAUUGAUGUGGAAGUUUAUAAUCUUUGAUUGAAAUUAGUGAUUAUAUUUGGUUUUAUUAGCUUUGACAUCAGAUGUAGAUGAAACAAACAAGAUGAGGCUUGUAUCCUUGGUUUGAAUUUCCAUUUAUUGCGUAAAGAGUAGUGAAAAAGUUUUGUAUGUGA
Erigeron canadensis is the source of this 2853-nucleotide messenger RNA. RefSeq names its product microtubule-associated protein TORTIFOLIA1. Gene Ontology annotation, biological process: multicellular organism development; unidimensional cell growth; circumnutation. The record is from RefSeq and is a predicted model, not a curated record. Gene Ontology annotation, molecular function: microtubule binding. Gene Ontology annotation, cellular component: cortical microtubule, transverse to long axis. The coding region runs from base 200 to 2674 and encodes 824 amino acids. NCBI's taxonomy places the organism in Eukaryota, Viridiplantae, Streptophyta, Magnoliopsida, Asterales, Asteraceae. The transcript is spliced from 6 exons.